AAAAGACUCAAUGUGCCAAUGACUGCAUUUCAUCAGACCAGCAUCCGUGCUAAACGUGCAAAAAUGAAAUCCUUGGCUCUGGUUGUGGUAUUUUGUGCCUUUGUCCCUUUAAGUGAUUCUGCCUGCUUUACUGACCUUCUAAAACGAGGAGCAAAACACUGUGUUGAUCGCUUUGAUCACUCCAAGCAUCGAAUGGGAAGUACUUGGAGAAACGACGAAUGUGUGAAAUGUACCUGCUCUCCCGGCCGAAUGCACUGCUGUAAUGUGAUGGGCCAAGUGGCUACCAUGACUGAAGGCUGCGCUGUGAAGUAUAAUUACACAACAUGCACAUUUGACGUGUUUCAUCCAGAGGACCCCAGCUUUAAGUGUGAUUAUGGUGUUGUUGGAAAAUAAUUUCCAGUGACCAAGUAAUGUGGAUUUAUUCGGGUUAAAAUUAAUCUCAAUUGUUAUUGGACCCAACCUGGACUACGCUGCAUACUAAUUAUUAAUGACAUAGCUAAAAAUCUUGAUUAUCAAAAGGUUUUGCAUUUAAGACUUUCUUUUAUCACUAAAACAAAGCAUUUUAAGUAAGAGCUAAGUUAAGAGAACAAAGAAUUUAGCGCUUCUCCAUGUAUAGAGGCCAAUAUAUGUUGGAAAAUAAAUAAAUAAUAAAUAAUUGUCUGUAAAAAACAAACAAAAACAACAACAACAACAAAAAGUGUAUGCUUCUAUAAGAAAAAGGUAUGAAUUACAUCACAGUUUUCUUUUCAUUUAUGAUUUAAAACAUGAAUCUUGCAUUAUUUGCUUCUGAUUACCUAAAUAAAUGACUAAAAUUGCU
Labeo rohita (rohu) is the source of this 817-nucleotide messenger RNA. RefSeq names its product small serum protein 2-like. The coding region runs from base 19 to 393 and encodes 124 amino acids. Lineage: Eukaryota; Metazoa; Chordata; Actinopteri; Cypriniformes; Cyprinidae. The record is from RefSeq and is a predicted model, not a curated record. The transcript is spliced from 4 exons.